AUGGCUCCAGAAUAUAUAAUACAUGGACACUUCUCGGUCAAGUCAAAUGUCUUUAGUUUUGGCGUGUUGAUUUUGGAGAUUGUGAGUGGCCAGAAAAAUAGUUGUUUCCAUGAUGGCGAGAAUGUAGAGUAUCUUUCAAGCUAUGCAUGGAAAAAUUGGAUGGAGGGGACUGUGUCAAAUCUUAUAGAUCCCACAUUGAAGGACAGUUCAACGACAAAAAUAUGGAGACGCAUCCACAUUGGAUUACUUUGUCUUCAAGAAAGCGUGGGUGAUAGACCAACCAUGGCUUCUGUGAUUUCCAUGCUUACUAGUUACUCUCUCACUCUCCCUGUACCCUCCCAACCGGCAUUUUUUAUGCAUAGCACCAUUAAAGCAAGCUCGUCAUCACAACAGGAGUCUAGCUUGGGGGUAGUCCUAGCUGCAGCAAAUGAGGCUUCAAUUACCGAGCUAUUUCCUCGCUAG
Alnus glutinosa is the source of this 462-nucleotide messenger RNA. Its product is annotated as cysteine-rich receptor-like protein kinase 44. The record is from RefSeq and is a predicted model, not a curated record. Gene Ontology annotation, biological process: protein phosphorylation. Gene Ontology annotation, molecular function: protein kinase activity. The coding region runs from base 1 to 462 and encodes 153 amino acids. NCBI's taxonomy places the organism in Eukaryota, Viridiplantae, Streptophyta, Magnoliopsida, Fagales, Betulaceae. The transcript is spliced from 2 exons.